AGACUCCGACCGCGGACAGAACGCGAUGGGAUGGCGCGGGCUGCUGCCCUACCUGCGGCUCAGUGGGGCGGGCCGGGUCCCGCUCCGCCCCGGCGCCCCGCGGGGCCGGGCACGGCCGGGAGGCGGAACGCAGGUGGCGGCUCCUGGCCGGGACAGGCCCCGGGCCGGGCUGCCGGCAGCCCCGGGACAGCAGGGCGGUCCCGAGCCGGCAGCGGCCCCACGGAGUGUAGGGGCAGGACGGUCCCCUCAGGCCCAGCAUGUUGCGACAGGCACAGCAUAAUAAAAAUACUCUUCACUUUCAUGGAAGACCCAGAAGCCACAUGAUGACACAAAAUUUGAACAGAUAAAUUCUCUCUGGCACGAAUAGUCUUGGAGUUACACCUUGUGGGUAUGUGCUCACAGAUCACCACCCGUGAUUUAGAAAUGUGGACUGUUAAAAUACCAUCUUAAACUGAAAAUGUAAAAGCUGUAUUCAAAUGAAUAAACCAGAGGAGACAGCUUUUCAGUCCUUUGUGAAGAACUAGUGUCUUUCUUGACAGAAGUCAAGAUAUUUUCCUUGUUGAAGUCAGAUUCAAGACUCUGAUUCCAUUUGAAUCUAAGGGAUAUUUUAAAAUUAUUAUUUAUUUUCCUACACUUAUUCUUGUUAAUGUCUAUCUGCAAAUGUAAAUUGUGUUUUAACA
Molecule: messenger RNA, 680 nt
Organism: Motacilla alba alba
Lineage: Eukaryota; Metazoa; Chordata; Aves; Passeriformes; Motacillidae
Product: translation initiation factor IF-2-like
Exons: 2
Coding region: 26-280 (84 amino acids)
Source: RefSeq, a predicted model, not a curated record